Amborella trichopoda is the source of this 1278-nucleotide messenger RNA. Its product is annotated as chitinase 2. Gene Ontology annotation, biological process: carbohydrate metabolic process. Gene Ontology annotation, molecular function: hydrolase activity, hydrolyzing O-glycosyl compounds. Lineage: Eukaryota; Viridiplantae; Streptophyta; Magnoliopsida; Amborellales; Amborellaceae. The record is from RefSeq and is a predicted model, not a curated record.
GAAACAGUGAUAUUAUGUCACAUUUGCCUCCUGCAAAAUCCUAUGCUGUGAACUGGCACGCACGCACUCUCUCUCUGCAAAAUUAAAGGAGAGAAUACUUUGGGCUUGAAAAGGCCAUAGGAGGAGAAGUUAGGAGUAAAUGAAAAUAAAGUGGGUCAGUAAUAUCUCAGGACCUUACCAUCUAUAAAAUCCCUCUUUUAGCUGUGGAGAUCAAAAAGCUGAAACAGUUGUAAAACAUGGGUAUGUCCACGAUCCUCUGCCUUGCGCUCCUUCUUCCUUUUUAUGGCAUUGCUGCCGCCGCCAAUGGGAAGUUAUUCCGUGAAUACAUUGGGGCGAACUUCAAGAAUGUGAAGUUCUCAGAUGUCCCCAUCAACCAAAACGUCGACUUCCAUUUCAUACUCUCCUUCGCCAUUGACUACACCUCCUCAGGAAACUCCCCUUCUCCAACAAACGGCAAAUUCAAUGUGUUUUGGGACACCAAUAACCUCAGCCCGACGGCCGUUCAAGCCAUCAAGGGGAACCACCCCAAUGUGAAGGUGGCCUUGAGUAUAGGAGGCGACAGUGUUGGCAAUGGCAAAGCCUUCUUCACCCCUGUUUCCGUCUCCUCUUGGGUCGACAAUGCCGUCUCUUCUCUCACCAACAUCAUAAAAUCCUACAAUUUGGAUGGCAUCGACAUUAACUACGAACACUUCAAAUCGGACUCCGACACUUUUGCAGAGUGCAUCGGAAGGUUGAUUUCACAGUUGAAGGGGAACAAGGUCAUUUCUUUUGCCUCCAUUGCUCCAUUUGCUGAUGAUGGUGUUCAAGCACAAUAUAAGGCGCUUUGGGCAAAGUAUGGGAGUGUGGUGGACUAUGUGAACUUCCAAUUUUAUGGCUAUGACAAGGGGACUACUGUUUCUCAGUUUAUUGGGUAUUUUGAGGAGCAAAGAAAUAAUUAUGGAGGGGGUAAGGUUCUGGUGAGUUUUAUUAGUGAUAGGAGUGGGGGAUUGGCCCCUGGAAAUGGUUUUUUCAAUGCUUGCAAGGAGUUGAAGAGUAAUGGUAAACUGUUUGGGAUAUUUGUUUGGUGCGCUGACAUUUCAAAGGGCAAUGGAUUUCAGUAUGAGCAAGAGGCGCAGGCAUUGUUGGCCUCCUAGAUUAGAUGACCCAUGACUACCUUCAUGGCUCUCUCUCUAGGUCUACUCUCUCAUACUAUUAUAAAUGCAAGGGAACUAUCAAGUUUCUAUAUUGAACUUGUAACGUGGUCUCUAUUUAUCAUAUUUAUCACUAGUCCUGUCUUGA